AUAUAGCCCUUCAGCUCAUGGUUUAAAAAAGCAAAGGGAGGGCGGUCGCAGGAGGGAGCGGGGCAGGUGCUGCGGGCAGGGCCCCUCCUCCGGCUCCUGCACGACCGCCUCACUCUGGGCUCCGCCGGCUCCCGCCGUCCCCGCAACGCCGCUCUGUGCCCGCCGUCCCGAGAACCCGCGCGGGGCUGGCGGGAGCCUCGGCGGGCGCGCGCGGGGCCGUGGUCGUUGCUCCCUGAGCGGCCGCGGCCGCCUCCAUGAAGCGGAAAAGCGAGGGACGGUCGAGCUGGGCCCCCUGCUCGCCGCGCUGCUCUUUGACCUCGCCGGGCGUGAAGAAGAUCCGCAGCUCCACGCAGCAGGACUCGCGCCUCCGGGACCCCCAGGACGACGUGUACCUGGACAUCACCGAUCGCCUUCGUUUUGCCAUUCUCUACAGCAGACCAAAGAGUGCAUCAAAUGUACAUUAUUUCAGCAUAGAUAAUGAACUCGAAUAUGAGAACUUCUCCGAAGACUUUGGACCACUCAAUCUGGCAAUGGUUUACAGAUAUUGUUGCAAGAUAAAUAAGAAAUUAAAGUCCAUUACAAUGUUAAGGAAGAAAAUUGUUCAUUUUACUGGCUCUGAUCAGAGAAAACAAGCAAAUGCUGCCUUCCUUGUUGGAUGCUACAUGGUUAUAUAUUUGGGGAGAACCCCAGAAGAAGCAUAUAGAAUAUUAAUCUUUGGAGAUACAUCCUAUAUUCCUUUCAGAGAUGCUGCCUAUGGAAGCUGCAAUUUCUACAUUACACUUCUUGACUGUUUUCAUGCAGUAAAGAAGGCAAUGCAGUAUGGCUUCCUUAAUUUCAACUCAUUUAACCUUGAUGAAUAUGAACACUAUGAAAAAGCAGAAAACGGAGAUUUAAAUUGGAUAAUACCAGACCGAUUUAUUGCCUUCUGUGGACCUCAUUCAAGAGCCAGACUUGAAAGUGGUUACCACCAACAUUCUCCCGAGACUUAUAUUCAAUAUUUUAAGAAUCACAAUGUUACUACCAUUAUUCGUCUGAAUAAAAGGAUGUAUGAUGCCAAACGCUUUACGGAUGCUGGCUUCGAUCACCAUGAUCUUUUCUUUGCGGAUGGCAGCACCCCUACUGAUGCCAUAGUCAAAGGAUUUCUGGAUAUCUGUGAAAAUGCUGAGGGUGCCAUUGCAGUACAUUGUAAAGCUGGCCUUGGUCGCACGGGCACUCUGAUAGCCUGCUACAUCAUGAAGCAUUACAGGAUGACAGCAGCCGAGACCAUUGCGUGGGUAAGGAUCUGCAGACCUGGCUUGGUGAUUGGGCCUCAGCAGCAGUUUUUGGUGAUGAAGCAAACAAGCCUCUGGCUGGAAGGGGACUAUUUUCGUCAGAAGUUAAAGGGGCAGGAGAAUGGACAACACAGAGCAGCCUUCUCCAAACUUCUCUCUGGUGUUGAUGACAUUUCCAUAAAUGGGGUCAAGAAUCAAGACCAGCAAGAACCUGAACCUUACAGUGAUGACGACGAAAUCAAUGGAGUGACACAAGGUGAUAGACUUCGGGCCCUGAAAAGCCAAAGACAGUCAAAAACAAACGCUAUUCUUCUCACAUGUCCCCUGGCUGUGCUGACCUCUGCACUGUGUAGUGUUGUCAUCUGGUGGAUUGUUUGUGACUACAUUCUUCCCAUCCUGCUAUUCUGUCUCAAAGGUUUCAGAACAUAGUAGCCAUCAGGACCCCCUGACAGAUAGCUGCUUCUUUCCAUUUCAAGGACUAAAACGGUCUUGCAUUAAGUAAAAACCUGUGACCAGAACUGAAGGAAGACUCUAGGAACUGAAAACUGCAACAGAAAUUAGCACAAUUUGAAAACAAAACAAAACUGCAAAAGACUUAGUUGCUUUCCACCUAAGAAGCUAAUCAAUGGAGAAAAUGUCCACUGGAGUUUCAGUAAUGAACUUUUGAGUUUGGGUGCAAGCAAAUGUCCCGAGACCAGCUCAGUCAGGGAGACCCUAACCCAGUGGCACUAGACACACACAGGGAAUAUAGAGGUGUAAAGUGGGAAAUCAGGGGUCUCACAGCCUUCAGAGCUGAGAGCCCCGAACAGAGAUUUACCCACAUAUUUAUUAACAGCAAACCAGUCAUUAGCAUUGUUUCUAUAGAUAUUAAAUUAACUAAAAGUAUCCCUUAUGGGAAACGAAGGGAUGGGCUGAAUUAAAGGCAUAGGUUGGGCUAGUUAACUGCAGCAGGAGCACGUCCUUAAGGCACAGAUCGCUCAUGCUAUUGUUUGUGGCUUAAGAAUGCCUUUAAGUGGUUUUCCACCCUGGGCUGGGUGGGCCAGGUGUUCCUUGCCCUCAUUCAGGUAAACCCACAACCUUCUAGUGUGGGCAUUAGGGCCAUUAUGAACAUGUUACAGUGCUGCAGAGAUUUUGUUUAUGGCCAUUUUUGGGGCCAGUUUAUGGCCGGAUUCUGGGGGGCUUGCUCCCAAAAAGAAUGACUCAAAGAAGGGCCCAGCUCUCAAGCUGAACAACAAAAGUGCUGUCGUAAAUUUAGUCUCAGGUGUAAAUACCCAAGCCCUCUGGUACCCAGGGAGCUGGCUGGUCUGUGGUGCAUGUGUGUCCCUGUGAUGGCAAGCAUUGUAGUUGCUGGCCUUCAGAAGAAUUGAGGAUCUGAUGGAGGUUUUUUAUAUAUUUAUUUUCUGUUCACCUUGUGACCCUGUGUCAAAAUUUGUAAAGAUACAAAAGGCAUUACUGAAAUGGUACUUUCUGUAAUUUGAUACUAUUUGGCUUUAUCAUCUUCACUUGACUAUUUGUAAUACUGUUGUAAUAUUAACUCUGUUAAGUACCCAAGCUGCUUGUCUUCCACCAAAGAGUGCUUUAUUAACAAGAAUCUGUGAAAACCACAUUUAAACACUGUUGCAUGUUGUAAUACCAGGUGGUACCUUGGUAACCUAAAACUUGCAAGAGAAUAUUAAUGGUAGCUUUAGAAGACUCAGGAGGAGAAACUGACUUCAGAUUUGGAAGAUGUUGCAAGUCAUUCCUUUUUCUGUCCUUUAGGGACUGAAGAACUGGGAGGUUGCCCAUUGUUUGGUUGCCAGUCAUACAAAUUAAAAUCAUAUUUCCUUCCAUGUAUGGAAAAAACACACUAUUGGUUUCUCCCCUUGGAAACAGCAAUCCCAAAUAAUGUCGGCUUUAAAAAAAAAAAAAGUUACCGCUUUUUUAGAGUCCUUCUCUGUAACAUUGGAUUUUUUUUUUUCCUUAUGAGAUCAGCCUAAGGCCAUUGAUAAGGCCUGUGAUCUCAGUAACAAUGAUCUGCUUCUGAAUCUCACUGUUGCCUUUGGCUAGGGAACACAACUAGUAACUCUGCAGAGUGCCUUCUCCUGCAGCCCUACUGGAACACAGCAGAGUCUGUGCCAUGAAGCAAUUAGAGAAACAGAAUUGUUUUGCUGCUAAAAAAAAAAAAAAAAUGGGGCCCAAAAUAAAAGAAUAUUUAGUACUCACCUCAGUUCCUUCCAUAAGAUGUGGGUGGUUUAAUGAUUGUUAACCCAUUUUUGCCUGUGCUGGGAGCCUGGAGGGCUGAGAUGUUGACAGGCAGUGGGAGACAAAUGCUCUCCUAAGUCACAAGGCAUGCGCCAGAUCAGGAGGCAACUCCAUUUUAAGAAGCUGCCUUUUUCACAAAACUGUAAGAAAUAAAAGCAGUUGGAAUAAACAA
This is a messenger RNA of Pongo pygmaeus (Bornean orangutan), 3684 nucleotides long. It is a transcript of the gene CDC14C, whose product is annotated as cell division cycle 14C. The transcript has a single exon. Bases 255 to 1700 code for a protein of 481 amino acids. Gene Ontology annotation, biological process: protein dephosphorylation. The record is from RefSeq and is a predicted model, not a curated record. NCBI's taxonomy places the organism in Eukaryota, Metazoa, Chordata, Mammalia, Primates, Hominidae.